Messenger RNA from Wyeomyia smithii (pitcher-plant mosquito), 1948 nucleotides. RefSeq names its product gastrula zinc finger protein XlCGF57.1-like. The coding region runs from base 119 to 1828 and encodes 569 amino acids. The transcript has 2 exons. The record is from RefSeq and is a predicted model, not a curated record. Gene Ontology annotation, cellular component: nucleus. NCBI's taxonomy places the organism in Eukaryota, Metazoa, Arthropoda, Insecta, Diptera, Culicidae.
GCCAUUUUGGCAGAACAAGAACAUCAGCAGCAGAACAACAAAGGCCGAAAAAUUGGAAAAAUUAAAACUUGUAGCGAAUUUCAAUACACAUAUUGUGACAAAUUAAAAUGUACUUCCUAUGCUGAACAUUUCUCUGAUUUCAACUGCAGAAAGUCUAACCAUGUUGGGAAAAUACGACGAGCCACCGGAGAACAUCCGUAAUCGCAGUAACGCGGUUCCAAUGUCGAUACCUAUGAUAGCUCUACCGACGUAUCAAUUAACAACUUCCACUGCGUCUACUCUUACACGCAGACCGAACGAAAAUGCAUCAAUUAUUAAUACUUCUAUUGGACCAUCUUCCACCGCGGUUACCAACAGUAGCAGUUCGGAAUCGAGCGUUAAACAGCUGUCCCCUCAGUAUCAAUGUCUGCAAUGUCUCAAAUAUUUCAAUAACACUUCCGCUCUUUCAUUGCACAUGGACUGGCAUGAAAACGAGCAACGGGCAGCCAGCAGUAGCUCCGGCUAUAACGGACAGAUGGUUUCUGUGAAUGAUAUCAAAAGAGAACCCCAACCGUUUCAAAUUGUCACACAGACGAUCUACCCGGGUACGUUUCAAGUGGUCACAAGUAUCGGUCAGUCUUGUGAUAUUUGUCAGAAAGUGUUCAAUACUGCCGAACAGUUUCACGCUCAUAUGAAGAUCCACGAAGGUGAAUAUCGCAAUCGAGCGCUCUACCAAUCGAAUAACACUAACGUUGAACAACUGGCGGCUGGUCAGCUACCAAUUAAAGAGCAGGAACCAGAAGAAUGCAAUGAGAAGCCACUUGAUUGUAUUGUGUGCCAUCAGAAAUUUCAAACAGCGCCGCUUCUAGCUCUCCAUUUAAGAGAGCACAGCACUCAGAAGCCGUACGCUUGCAAUAUUUGUGGAAAAGGUUUCAUUCAGUCGAACAACCUUUCCACCCACAUGAAGGUGCAUUCGGGACAAAAACCAUUCAAGUGUGACAUUUGUAAUAAAAACUUUAGUCAAUCGAACAAUUUAAAGACACACGUUAGAACUCACACAAAUGAGCGGCCAUAUGCAUGUACAAUCUGCGAAAAACGGUUCAAUCAGAAAAACAACCUUACGACUCACAUGCGAACGCACUCGCUUGUUUGCAGAAUCUGCCGAACACGGUUCCAGAACACAACGGAGCUUACCGAUCACAUUCGUGUUUGCUAUGCGGAUCAGAAACCGAACAUUUGCACUACGUGCAACAAGGUUUUCAUCGGUGAAGAGGAACUAGCAGAACACAUGAAACAGCAUAAUCAAGCUAAGCCACAUAAAUGCCAGAUAUGUCUGAAGUCUUUCACCCAAUCUAAUAAUUUGAAAACGCACAUGAAAACCCAUAUCUUCCACGAUCCAUUCAAAUGUCCCUUCUGCUCGCGCUCGUUCCCAAAUCAGGAGGAAUUCGAACGCCACUCGUUAGUGCACUCUUCACCUAAACCAUUCAGCUGUCCUUACUGUGGCAAACAGUUCAUUCAGUCGAACAACUUGAAGACUCACGUACGCACCCAUACCGGGGAGAAACCCUACAAGUGUUACGUCUGCGAUAGACUAUUCAAUCAGAAGAACAAUCUAAAUACCCAUAUGCGAAUCCAUCAGGGUCUUAAACCCUACCAGUGCACGGUUUGCGAGAAGCGCUUCAAUCAGAGCAACAAUUUGAAUAAACACAUUUACAAGGUGCACUGCCACGAGAAGGCGCUGGCUGCGGUCGCUGUUCCCCUCGGAACCGGUACCGAAACGGGGGGUGCAAUCGUGACGACCACCGGUAGCGUCGUUGCGACGCUUGACGGUGUCGGUACACCGAGCUGAGUGCGUAAACUAUCGGGGGUAGGUUUUAUUGAUGUUAACACGCACUCAACCUAGACUGGUAGUUGCUCGUAUUAUUCAAAAUGAUGAUGAUAAAUAAACUCGUAAUCUAUGUUUAUGUUA